AUGGCCGUAAACGGCAUUUAUGUCGUGCUGGGCGAAGCGAACGCGCUAAUUGCUUUGUUGAAGAAAGCUCGACGAUAUUGGCAUUCAGUACAAGCCCCGACCGUUCUAGAAGAUACAGAUCCAUUGCUGCGAAGCCUCGCUGACCUUAAGGAUGUUUUGAACAACGUGAGCGCACUUGCUGAUGUUGCUCCACAAGCUUUUCUCUCACCGUUUCUCGAAAUUGUUCGCUCUCAAAAUACCAAUGGUCCAAUAACGGAAGCCGCCUUGGCAGCUGUCGCUCGAUUUUUGAACUAUGGGCUCAUCGAUGCGCACAGUAUUAAAUCUGCACAAGCUGUUGAAUCUAUCGCUCAAGCGGUCACACAUACAAAAUUUAUUGGUGGAGCAAAUGCUGGAAGCGAUGAAUGUGUGCUCUUCAAGAUUUUGCAAGUUCUACGAUCGCUGCUUCUUUCGCCAGUCGGAUCACUCCUUUCAAAUGAAGCUGUUUGCGAUAUGAUGCAAUCGUGCUUUAGAAUUUGUUUUGAGCAAAACCUCUCUGAAAUGCUCAGAAAAGCGGCUGAGUCAACUCUAUCUGACAUGACUCAACUAAUCUUUGCACGUCUACCUGAUUUUGAAGAGGACAUUCGCCACCCGUACAUUCGUAAACUUGUUAUGAGCGCCAAAAGAGACAAGCGCAGACGCCGAAGGAGAAGAAAAUCAAAAAUUGAUGUCAAGCAAAAUGAUAGUGAGGAAGAGGUUGAUGCGGAAGUUACCGAAAUCAAUGAGGCAAAACAAGAACUCGAUCAAGUAGUGGACGAACUUUCCAGGCCAAGAACAAGCUCCCAACUCAUGGUGGAUCUCCACGCUACCGGAAUGGGGUAUGCUGUUGUUUUAAAUACUGAUGAAGCGAUCGACAUAACAACAAAGUGCGAUGAGGGUUUGCAAAGCUGUGAAGGUUCAAAAGAAGCAAAAGAAGGCGAAGUUUUGGAGAGCAGUGAAGCCGAUCACAAUGUUCCAUUAAUUUCUGCGCUUCGACGUGAACGCCACCAUUCUCCGCAGCAUUCGCCCAGUGAUGUAUCUACUGGUGGAGGAGUCCUUCAAAUGCCUUAUGGUCUGCCGUGUGCCCGCGAAUUGUUACGGUUUUUGAUCACUUUGACGAAUCCUCUGGAUAGACAUAAUACGGAACAGAUGAUAGUUCUUGGGCUCAAUUUAUUGAUUGUCGUUCUUGAAGCCUCAGCGGACCAUCUCUCAAAUUAUUCACUUUUUCUUCCACUCAUUAAAGAUGAACUUUGUCGCUCUCUUUUACAACUACUGGAAACGGAGAAAUUGCCAAUUUUGGCUUCGACUUCUCGAGCUUCAUUUUUGCUCUUUGAAAGCUGCAGAAUACACCUGAAAUUCCAAUUGGAGGCCUAUUUCAAUAAGCUACGAGCUAUUGUAGUUUCUGAGCAGACAUCCGUUUCAUACGAAAAGAAAGAGAUUGCACUUGACAGUAUUGUGCAACUGUGGCGUAUACCAGGCCUCGUUACGGAGCUUUAUCUCAAUUACGAUUGUGAUCUCUACUGCAGCAAUAUCUUCGAAGACUUGACAAAACUGCUAGUCGAGAACGCCUUUCCACUUCAUGGCCUUCAAUCGACUUCAUUGCUUUCUCUAGAGGCUCUAUUAGUGGUCAUUGACAACAUUGAGCAAAAUUGCGUCUAUCGAAAUGCUGGGAGUCUUCCACCCUCUGGCGUCGACUGCAAGCAACCAGUUCUGCAACGCCCAAUUUUAAGCGGAAUGGAAAGUGCUCAACGACAAACCAAUCCUGGUCAAACUGGUGUAGACAUCGAGCUACUCACAAAGUUAUCAUCGCUCCGUAAAUUCAACCGACAUGCUGCAAUCAGCUCCCAACUUUCCAUGAGCAAAAUACUUGAACAGAAAAAGCGAAAGCGGAUUAUCGCGGAAGGUACCGAAGUUUUCAAUCAAAGCCCAAAGAAAGGAAUCGAAUUUUUGCGUGAAAAGGGACUUCUUGGAGCCGAUCCUGAAUCGAUGGUUGACUGGUUAAGAGAAAAUCCGCGCCUUGACAAGAAAAUGAUUGCAGAUUAUAUCUGCAGCCGAAAACACGCUGCCGUUCUGGAAGCUUUUGUCAAAUCGUUCUCCUUUGAAGAAACUCGCCUUGAUCAAGCGUUGCGAAUGUUCCUUGAGACUUUCCGACUACCAGGAGAAGCCGCCGAGAUAUCUAUGGUCAUGCAGCACUUCUCUGAUCACUGGUAUCGAGUCAACAAUGAACCGUUCAACCAUCCCGAUGCAGCGUUCACAUUAUCUUAUGCAAUCAUCAUGUUGAACACCGAUCAGCACAACCCACAAGUUCGUCGCAAUCAGCCACCAAUGACAGUUGAUUGUUUUAAACGAAAUUUGUCUGGGACCAACGGAAAAGCAGAUUUCGAUUCUCAGAUGCUUGAGGAUAUUUAUGCUGCCAUUAAGACUGAUGAGAUUGUUAUGCCAGCUGAGCAAACCGGUAUUGUGAAGGAAAACUAUAUGUGGAAAGUACUUUUGCGAAGAGGUGAAUCAGGCGAGGGAAAUUUCACGCAUGCCCCUAUUGGCUGGAAUGAUCACGAUCUAUUUGCAAUAGCUUGGGGUCCGGCAAUUGCAGCAUUCUCCUAUGUCUAUGAUAAAAGCCAAAAUGAUAUCAUCUUACAAAAAGCGCUGAAUGGAUAUCGCAAGUGUGCCCUGAUAGCUGCGCAUUAUGGAAUGUCCGAUGUGUUUGAUAACUUGAUCAUUCAUCUUUGCAAGUUCAGCACCCUUAUGCCAAAAAGCGAAGGUGUUGGUGAAGAGACUCUCGAAUUGCAAAGACAACGAUCUGCUGGAAGUGAGCUUUCGCUCCAAGAUACACCAGAGGCUAUAGCAAUUCGAUUUGGGGAAAACCAGAAAGCCCACAUGGCAGCUCGCGCCUUUUUCGAGCUCGUUCACAAUCACGGAGAUAUACUGCGAGAAGGUUGGAAAAACGUGAUCGAAUGCUUGAUCCAACUAUUCCGAGCCCGCCUUCUACCGCCAGAACUCACAGAAGUGGAGGACUUUGUCGAUCCAAAAGGAUGGGUCAGCCUGAUUCGAGUUCACCACAAACAACUGCCGAUUUCUCGCUCAGAAGCCGGUCUUCUUUCAUGGUUUGGACUUGGCGGCGGCUCGAAUGAAAGCCAAGGUGUAAAAAGACCUACUGCGGAACAAGAAAACUCAAUCAAGACAGCGGAACAAGUAAUUCAUGAUUGUCGUCCAGGGCAGCUAGUUGGCGAUAGCAAAUAUCUAACUAACUCAUCGCUUUCCGAAUUGCUUUCGGCGAUUUCUCAGGCCAGUCAUGCAAUCGUUCAACACGCUGAUAAUGGAAUGCAAAAUCCUGUUCGGAUAGAACCGCUCUCACCAGUCGAUGAAGAUGCUUUGGUGUUCCAUUUGGAGACGAUUGUUAACAUCACUCAAGAAAACAAGGAUAGAAUAUCAAUGGUUUGGCCGGUGUUACGACGUCAUAUUGAUUGGCUUUUGUCGAAACGUUUUGGAAAGAAUCCACUUCUUGUUGAACGUGCUGUAGUGGGGUUACUUCGUGUGAUCAACAGAAAUUUGUUCCGUGACACUGAAGUUACAACCAAAGAAAUGCUACUAUCACUUACUCUGAUAUUGACCCUACCGCCACAAGCUAUUUCCAUUCUUUCAAAACAAAUUGCUUACGGACUACACUCGUUGAUUCAAAACAACGCGGCAAAUAUUCACAACAAGGAUGAUUGGAACAUUCUGUUUUCAUUAUUGGAGGCUUCGGGUGCUGCUGUGCUUCCUGAAGAUAUUUUCAAUGAGACCAGAGCCGGCAUGCCAGAACGUAAUGCUCAUAGCGACGGAGAGUUAAUGCUAGAUGCAUCAGCUGCCUCAUUGGCCACUGGAAGUGACAGUGCUCGUGGUAGUACACAAAACGUUCAUGAAUGGAUCCAUCUUGAUCACAAAGAUGCCGCCCGAGCAACAGAAGAUGCCUUACGUGCCGUGUUGGCACCCCGAAACGCCUACAAUCAUAGUUUCCUUGUUUUGAGAACAAAUCUAGGCCGUCAUGAGCCAGCUGCUUUUCUAAAGGUCUGUGAAACACUCUCAUUUCUCUUACGAGACGCAAUGCAUGUGACACCUGAUAACUUCGAGGCGUGUGUGCAUUGCUUGAGAACGUUUAUCGAAGCGAGUCUUGAUGGAGGAAGAUAUGCUGCUGGCCCACUUUCCGGUGAUGCUCAAAAUCGUUUACAUUCGAGUACGAGUGGACGCAAAAAUGAACGAACAACCCAUCAUAAAGAAAAGGAGAUGAGCACCGAGGUGGAUCCCGAUGAGAAAAGUGGUAAAGAGGAGGAGAAACAACUCAGCUCUAGCUAUGCACAAUGCUCACAUUUACUUCUCGAUUUAUGCCAUCAAUUGCAUGAUAGUGCGCCAACGAUUUAUCAAAAAUGGGCUAAGGAGGGUGUAGUUGAUGCAUCAACAGCGACUGUUUGGCCGACUAUUUGGAAGCCCCUCUUGCAGGCAAUGGCACGUCUAGGAUGUGAUUGUCGACGACAAAUUAGAGCAGCAGCUAUUAAUUAUCUUGUGCGGGCUCUUUUGAUUGCCGACCUUCAAGCGAUGAGCGCCAUUGAGUGGGAUUCGUGCUUCAGAGAAGUCCUCUUCCCAUUGCUUUCCAAAUUACUCGAGCCUUUUUCUCCGAUGGAUCCAUUGGGCAUGGAGGAGACACGUGUUCGAGUCAUGCAACUUGUCACGAAAACUCUUUUGAAUCAUUUGAACUCAUUGGCCGUUUUACCAUCUUUCCCACAACUGUGGCUUCGUUUGCUCGAUUAUUUGGAGAAAUAUCUCCGUUUAGAGCGAAGUGAUCUCCUUUCUGAAGCUGUGCCUGAAAGUCUGAAGAAUAUGCUAUUGGUAUUACAAAGCCAAGGGCUUUUCUCGAUUAUCCCGGGACUCUAUCAAAUAACGAUUGAUCGAAUGGGACCAGUGCUGCCUCAACUCAUCCAAGAGACUUUACCACAUCCACCAACAAGCCCAACGCCACAAAGCCCUCAAACGGCCAGCCUAGCGAGACCAUUGCCUGUGAAUAUGCAAUCGGGUCGCACGAUCAUUCUCGCGCCCACACCGCCGGCUAACGAACAACAAAAG
This is a messenger RNA of Mesorhabditis belari, 5109 nucleotides long. The record is from the annotation of a GenBank genome assembly. NCBI's taxonomy places the organism in Eukaryota, Metazoa, Nematoda, Chromadorea, Rhabditida, Rhabditidae.